Messenger RNA from Caenorhabditis briggsae, 963 nucleotides. The transcript is spliced from 4 exons. Gene Ontology annotation, molecular function: cell-cell adhesion mediator activity. NCBI's taxonomy places the organism in Eukaryota, Metazoa, Nematoda, Chromadorea, Rhabditida, Rhabditidae. The record is from RefSeq and is a predicted model, not a curated record. Gene Ontology annotation, biological process: homophilic cell-cell adhesion; dendrite self-avoidance; axon guidance. Gene Ontology annotation, cellular component: plasma membrane; axon. The coding region runs from base 1 to 963 and encodes 320 amino acids.
AUGGUCCAUCGGCUCUGUCUCCUGAUUCUACUUUUUUCGUCGGCAGAAUCCAUUCACACAUUGGCACCAAAGAAGACACCGUCCGAACGACUUGUCCCUAUCGGAUCGACGACGGCGUUAGAAUGCGAACCUUACACGUCUUCUAAUGCCACUUGGUAUCGAGAUAAGAAUGUGAUCGCCGUUGUGGAAGGGCAUAAAAAUGCGAUACUGAAUGGAAGAGCUCCGCGAGGUGGAGAAGAAAGAAUUCCUGAUAUUGGAUUUCUGGUGAUUUAUGAUGUACAGAAAGAAGAUGAGGGAAUCUAUUAUUGUCAACGAGCAAACGAUUCAAAAUGGGGAAAAGUAUUUCAGUUGAAAGUGGCCUACGUGGAUGAGGUUUCAGAGAAUGAAAAGAUAAAAGUGGAGCCAAAUGUACCAAUUCUCGGAAGACCGUUACUUUUAAAAUGUCCUGUUCCAAAAGCCCAUCCACCUCCAAAAGUCACUUGGACUGUGAAUUCUCUUCCGAUUUCUCAUAUCUCGUCGGACUACUACUCUUAUCCAAAUGGAACUUUAAUAAUCUCUCACUUCUCAUACCAUCAUUUUGGAUAUUUCGAAUGCAAUAUCAACAAUUUUGCCGGUCACUCUUCAAUUAACACUUUCAUUGACUCGAGAGAUUUGGUUGCUACAUUUGAAUCUCUCAAACCAACUUUCGUGAACGGCUGCUCGGCUGCUCUUCGAAGUUCUCUAUUCAUGUUCCUCCUCGGAUGUCUCGUCACUUCUGGAGCUGUUCUCAUUUAUCUCAUUUGUGCAGUCUGCCUUUUGAAACCUGGACGCCCACGUCGAGUGCUUCGCCCAACGUUCUGGUCUAGAACGGAUCCACGCUUGGCGCCUGGAUUCAGAAAAGCCGUCGUACCUCUUCCCGAUUGUUUCGUGAAUGCGAGAAUGUUGACACCACCUCAAGCAGCUCAAAAUCUAUCAAAUGCGUAG